GUUUCUGUCAGAGAGCGGCCGGCGGGAGGCCGCCGGUGGAGGGGGACGAGGCCGUCGCCGCCGUCGCCGCCUCCCGUCAGCGAGCUCCGGGCAUGCGGCAGCCCGGCAGCCCCGCUUCCCGAGGGCAUGGGCCGCGGGAGCUGAGCCGCGGCGGAGGAUGAGCCAGGCGGGCAGCCCGGCGAGAGCCUACGAUUUCCUGCUGAAAUUCCUGCUGGUGGGCGACAGCGACGUGGGCAAGGGCGAGAUCCUGGGCAGCCUGCAGGGCGGCGCCGCUGAGUCCCCCUACGGGCACCCCGCCGGUAUAGAUUAUAAGACUACAACAAUUCUUCUGGAUGGCCGACGAAUCAAGCUACAACUCUGGGAUACAUCAGGGCAAGGGAGGUUCUGCACCAUAUUUCGGUCAUACUCAAGAGGUGCUCAGGGAGUAAUACUAGUGUAUGACAUUACCAAUCGUUGGUCAUUUGAUGGAAUUGAUCGAUGGAUAAAAGAAAUAGAUGAGCAUGCUCCUGGUGUACCAAAAAUCCUGGUUGGAAACCGCCUUCACUUAGCUUUCAAGCGCCAAGUAUCUACUGAACAAGCACAAGCCUACGCUGAGAGGCUGGGCAUGACUUUUUUUGAAGUCAGUCCACUUUGUAAUUUCAAUAUUACAGAGUCCUUUACUGAGCUAGCAAGAAUAGUAUUGAUGAGACAUGGAAUGGACAGACUGUGGAGGCCAAACAAGGUACUGAGUCUGCAAGACCUUUGUUGCCGUGCCAUAGUUUCCUGUACCCCUGUGCAUCUUGUUGACAAGCUCCCUCUUCCUGUUGCCUUAAGAAGCCAUCUCAAAUCCUUCUCCAUGGCCAACGGCCUUAAUGCCAGGAUGAUGCACGGACGCUCAUAUUCCCUCACAUCCAGCAACAUCAAUAAAAGGAACAGCUUAAAGAAAGCUAAAAUUAUCCGUCCGCCACAGAGCCCACCAAAAAACUGUACAAGAAACAGCUGUAAAAUUUCUUAAACUCUGUGAGAAAAGGAACCUGGAUGGAAUCCCUUCAUGUGAAGUGUUGAAUGCAAGGACUCCUGGUUUAAUAGUUGAGCAUACUCUAUGUAUGUAUCCUACUACACUGACAAAAAUAAGAAAAAUAAGUCCUAUUUUAGAGCUUGCUCACUACAGUAAUGCUGCUUUGGAAUGAGUGAUGUGUUCAGUGCAACUGAGAGGAUGGGACAUUUUGCUGUUGGACUCGCAUACUGUAUUUUAGUUUCUGUUAUGCAUGAUGCCACUGUUUUCACUAUUUGAUGUGUUUUCCUAUAGGGGGUAAUUAUCAUUACAUUGAGUUCUUAGUUCCAUGAAAUCUGGGAAGUGACUUACCAUGUAAUUGUAUAAAAUCCUGUCAUUUUGCAAACAAUUCAAAAAUAGAUGUAUAAAAAAGUCAUUGGUUUGCAUAUUCAGGCAGAGGUUUUUAAAUGCAACGUAUACAUUGUAAAUUCUACAAAUAGCGUGACAAAUUCUGUAAUACUGCAAUUGUGCAUUUGGAUAUUUUGUAAAGCUUCCUUGAUAACUUCAAAGCACUAAUUUAACUAAGCUAAAAAUGUGUAUAUAAUUACUAUGCACAUACACAACAAGGUUUUGUCCCAUUAGUGUAUGUAAUGGAUUUGAUAAAGUUUUUGGUAUGUUAUUUAAUACUUCAGAGAAUUAAUUUGUGCUUUAAAUACUUAUUUUUCUGUAAAGAAAAAAUAAAAUACAUUUUAUACCACUGUAUAAGAAAGUUCUAGGAGGAAAAUGCCAAAGACACUGCAGUUAAGGGAACAUGACUUGAAUUGCUGCUUUAUAAGAAAAGAGCACUAUUUAAAAAUAAAUAAAUGUUUCUGGAAAAGAAA
Messenger RNA from Cygnus atratus (black swan), 1854 nucleotides. It is a transcript of the gene RAB40B, whose product is annotated as RAB40B, member RAS oncogene family. Lineage: Eukaryota; Metazoa; Chordata; Aves; Anseriformes; Anatidae. Gene Ontology annotation, cellular component: endosome; synaptic vesicle; plasma membrane. The coding region runs from base 158 to 994 and encodes 278 amino acids. Gene Ontology annotation, molecular function: GTP binding; GTPase activity. The transcript has 6 exons. Gene Ontology annotation, biological process: protein localization to plasma membrane; intracellular signal transduction. The record is from RefSeq and is a predicted model, not a curated record.